Molecule: messenger RNA, 1407 nt
Organism: Mycosarcoma maydis (corn smut)
Lineage: Eukaryota; Fungi; Basidiomycota; Ustilaginomycetes; Ustilaginales
Product: transcription activator HAP2
Exons: 1
Coding region: 1-1407 (468 amino acids)
Biological process (GO): regulation of transcription by RNA polymerase II
Cellular component (GO): CCAAT-binding factor complex
Molecular function (GO): RNA polymerase II cis-regulatory region sequence-specific DNA binding; DNA-binding transcription factor activity, RNA polymerase II-specific
Source: RefSeq, a predicted model, not a curated record
AUGCAGUCUUACUCACAUCUGUACGAGCCUAUGAGCCACCCAUCGGGUUCCAGCUCUCCACACCCGACGUCGCCUGGUGGCUUCAACGUUCCUUACACCGGCUCUCCUUCUGCUAGUCAUCUUGGCGCCACCGCUUCAGCUUCUAGCAAUAUGGCUCAGAAUCCUCUGUCCUUUGGUACUUUCUACUUCCAACAACCAACCUCUUCCCAGUCCAAUCACGGCCCAUUGGCGAGCCAUCCUCCGCAGCAUCUUGAUUCGUAUUCCAGCACAUCACAUACCCCGCAUCAGCACUUUUCGCCCAGUGCUGACCAUCAUUCCUCCUCGAGCGCUUCCGUCGCUGCUCUCUCCAAUAGCGGUCGUUUGAGCUGGGCCAACUCCCCCGCCGACUCGUAUCACGGCGUAACUUCCAACGCUACUACGCACAGCAGUGGUGCUGAUAGCCACGCCAGCCUUGUCAACAAUAAGUACCCAUGGGAUAUUAAUCCUGCUUCUAUGCGCUCCGACACUGGUCACAUUGGGUCUCCUUACUCUGCCUCGGACUUGCUUCAUCCAGCAACAGCCAGCGCGCUAGGCUUUGACGAUGAUUCAGGCUCUGGAGGCAAUGUUCGUCCUCGUGCUCGUAAACGCACCCGAGCUGAAGAGGAGCCAAGGUCACGUCUCUCGUCGUCGAGCCGCAGCCGCACCCGUCCUCGCAUUCCCAGCGCGCUUUCCAACGCCAACAGCCCCGCAAGCGACUUUCACCACAGCAUCUCGUCCUAUCAUGCCGAUCCAGAGGACACCGAUAUUACCGCUUGGAUCAACGCCGGCGAUGCAGAAGACUUGGGUACUUCUCAUGUAGCCGAUACAGAACACUCUCGUCUCUGGUCGUCCUUUGGUCCUGGCUUUCCCACCGAGGCUUCUCAUGCCAGUCCAUAUCAUGGCUCUGCAACUGCACCAGCGCUACCUGCCUCUCUUUCCAACUCCCGCGCUCAGUCGGUUGUGGGUUCAGAAGAUUUUGCAUACCAUGCCUCUCCUGCUAUACACUCCGGCUCCACCAACCUUGGCCUUAGCGUCUCGCUCCACGAUCACGAUGCCGUUGAUGUCAAACCAGGAUCCGCACAACUCGUGCAGGACGACUCGGCUCCCGCAGAAGAUGAGCCGCUCUACGUCAAUGCCAAGCAGUAUCAGCGCAUUCUCAAGAGGAGAGCCACACGCGCCAGGAUCGAAGAGCAAAGGAAAAAGGAUUUCCUUGCUUACAUGCAGACUCGCGACAAGGCCCGCAAGGAGGGCAAUGGUCUCGAUGAAGACGGCAAGAAGCCCUACCUUCACGAGAGUAGGCACAGGCAUGCCGUCAGGAGGCCAAGAGGUCCUGGAGGAAGGUUUCUUACAAAAGCCGAAAUGGCUCAAUCCGCCGCUUCAGCUUCCUAG